Paramuricea clavata is the source of this 702-nucleotide messenger RNA. NCBI's taxonomy places the organism in Eukaryota, Metazoa, Cnidaria, Anthozoa, Malacalcyonacea, Plexauridae. The record is from the annotation of a GenBank genome assembly.
AUGAAUCAAGAACAGGAAAUAUUGAGAGUCCAGUUAAGAGGCACUUUGCUGGAUUUGUUGAGACAGAUUGAAAAUUUAGAUUCCGAACAAUUAGAUGGUGUAGUAUUUAGGCUUGAACAAUUGGCUUCUCACAUUAUUCGCCUUUGUGAUGUCAACCUUGUUGAUGAUGAAAUCCAGUACCUUGUCACUGAAGCCAUGCAAAAUUUACAAAGAGCAGAACAUAUGACCUCUACAAGACCUUUUACGAUAAACGUUGUUCAUUCUGGUAGAGCUGGAAGGCCUUACUUUGAUAUAAGUCAGGAGCUACUGAAUUAUUUUCUAAAUUAUCAGUUCUCAGUGCCAGAUAUUGCUAGAGCUUUGGGAGUGUCACCAAGUACUAUAUUCAGGCGCAUGAACAAGUAUGGACUAGCUAUAAGAAAUAAUUUGCCUUAUCUCUCAGAUGAAGAGCUUGAUAGUAAGGUCAGAGAAAUCCUACUGGAGUUUCCAAAUGCAGGUUACAGAAGAGUCAUUUCCCAAUUGUCUGUUGCUGGAUUGAAGCCAUCACAAAUUCGAGUCAGGCAAUCCAUGCAACGAGUUGACCCCCAAGGAGUUGCAGUCAGGUGGUUAUGUUUGACUCCUAGAAGGAAAUACAGUGUGUCUGGGCCAUUAGCAUUGUGGCACAUAGAUGGAAACCAUAAAUUAAUCAAGUCAGAUGGACAUUAA